AUGAGUCCCAGCAAUAUUAGCUGUCUCAUCAAGGAGGAUGGUGAUUGGACAACUAGCAGCGAAGAAACUCUAGAGCUUCUUGUACAGACGCACUUUCCGGGUUGCCUCCACAGUAGAGUCACAAAUACCCGAAUCAUAGGCAACCAUGAUGACAUUCCAGCGAAUAUCAUAACCGAGGAGAACAUAAAGCGUGCUAUUAGCAGCUUCCAACCGUUUAAAUCUCCGGGACCAGAUGGCAUUAUUCCCGCUGACCUACAGCAUACAGCAGGAAUGAUUGCACCCAUACUCGUACCAGUCUUUGAAGCAGUGUUACGAAUGAAUUAUAUAUCCCACAAAUGGGAGGAGCUACGCCAUUGGCACAAUCGCAGCAGCUUUCAAAAUCAAAAUGCAAUCGAAGAUUUUACCAAUUCCAGCGGCGCACAUUCAGAUCGUUACGGAGAGGAUUUCAGCUUGUUCAGCGCCUAUGCCAAUAAUAAAACUUUUACGAAUUCACUACAACGCGCAGUCGACAGAGAUGAGCACAACUACACCGAGCCAAAAUACUAUUUGGGCGAUCUCAUACCUGGCACUUAUUGCUCGCGCAUCUUCAGCGAUUGUGACAAGAAGGCGUGUCGCUUGCAAUCGCCCAACUAUCCGGGCAUUUAUCCGCGCAACCUCACCUGCUACUAUGCGGUGCGACAGCAUGAGGUACCGCAUGGCAAACACGCAAUGAUUUUGGUAAAGCAACCAAAAGGAAAUCUCAUCUGGAUCUCUACUCAAGAUACAGGCGCUGGCAGCAAAUUGUCGCCCAGUACCAGCGAAAAGGAUAAGAAAUUUGAGCCUCGUUUGAAAACAUGGAGUGAAUGCGAUAAUAUUCAG
Molecule: messenger RNA, 858 nt
Organism: Rhagoletis zephyria (snowberry fruit fly)
Lineage: Eukaryota; Metazoa; Arthropoda; Insecta; Diptera; Tephritidae
Cellular component (GO): plasma membrane
Source: RefSeq, a predicted model, not a curated record